Molecule: messenger RNA, 1863 nt
Organism: Papilio xuthus (Asian swallowtail)
Lineage: Eukaryota; Metazoa; Arthropoda; Insecta; Lepidoptera; Papilionidae
Exons: 2
Molecular function (GO): catalytic activity
Source: RefSeq, a predicted model, not a curated record
AUGGCGCAGUGGUCGAUUAACAUAACGGUGGUGACGGAGCCCUACCUUGUUCCCACGAGGAACAACUGGGUGGGCGACGAAGACGACCUGGCGGCAAUUGCGGUGUCUAACGGCGCCGCAAUAAGAAAGUCGCGUAAAGGUCGAGGAGUCGUCGCGGCCCUGUGCGGCGAAGUGAUGGUGGUCGGGGCGUAUUUCUCGCCGAACCGGCCACUAUCCGAGUUCGAGUCGUUCCUCGGGGAGAUGGACUCGGUCCUGGCCUGGUGCCGCCCAUACCAGAUCGUCGUGGCGGGCGAUCUGAACGCCAAGUCCACGGUAUGGGGGUGCCGCGCCACGGAUGCGAGGGGAGAGUUGGUGGAGGAAUGGCUCGCCUCGAACGGGCUGGUCGUCCUGAACGUGGGGGACACGAACACAUGCGUGCGGAUGCAGGGGGGCUCAAUUGUGGACGUGUCCUUCGCUAGCGCGGACCUGGCACGAGGCGUCCGGGAUUGGGAAGUCCUGGAGGGAGUGGAGACGUUGUCGGAUCACCGGUAUAUCCGGUUUGACGUCUCCCCCCUCUCGGGCGGUUCCGGUCCCGGGCGUGUCGUAUCGGAGACUGGCCCGAGGUGGGCACUGAAGAAGCUGGACAGGGAGGCGGCGAUCGAGGCGUCUCUGGUCGCCGGCUGGAACCCAGCACCGGACGUGACGGCGGUAGAGUCCGAGUCGCGGUGGCUCCACGAAGCGGUCACGCACAUUUGUGACGUAGCGAUGCCCCGCGUGGUGCGGCCUCCGACUCGGACGGCGGUGUAUUGGUGCAAGCUCAGGCCCUGGGCCCCACCUCUAACGUCGAGCAUGGACCCUGAGACGCUGGACAGAGUGCUGGAGACCCUGUUCCCCUCGAUGAGGGAGGACUUCGAGGCACCGAGCAUGGUGGUAGCGCCAGCGACGUCAAAUCGUGAUGCGGACGGGGAAGUCCCGGAAGUGGAGGAGAGGGAACUGUGGGCGGCUGUGGCACGGCUUCAGGCCAAAAACACCGCCCCAGGCCCCGACGGGAUCCCCGGACGCAUAUGGGUCCUGGCGCUACGGAACGGAGUGGACAGCAGGUUCCGAGAUCUACUCUCUCGGUGCCUUAAGGACCAUACUUUCCCAGGUGACUGGAAGACGGGGAAACUCGUACUGAUUGGAAAGGCGGGAAGACAGGCAGAUUCGCCCUCGGCGUACCGCCCGAUCGUCUUGCUCGGGGAGGCGGGGAAGCUUUUUGAGCGCGUUAUUGCGACUCGUCUCUCCGAGCAUCUCGACCGAGUAGGGCCGAAUCUGGCAGACUGUCAAUACGGUUUCCGGCGCGGUCGCUCUACCAUCGAUGCUAUUGCACGGGUGAGGGCCGUCGCCGAAGAGGAGGUCUUGACGGGCGGCGUGGUGUUGGCGGUAUCUUUAGAUAUCGCCAACGCUUUUAACACGCUGCCUCACGCUUGUAUAAUGGAGGCCCUGCGGUUUCAUGGGGUCCCAUUAUACUUGCGUGAGACGAUCAAGGCCUACCUAACGGACAGGACAGUGGUAUAUCCCACAACUACCGGAUUUGGACAGAGGAGAGUGUCGUGCGGCGUUCCACAAGGUUCCGUUUUAGGGCCACUAUUGUGGAACGUCGGUUACGACUGGGUCCUGCGUGGCCCGACUCUCGGCGGCGUUAGUGUCGUCUGCUAUGCGGACGACACACUGGUGUUGGCAAGGGGCGGUAACUAUCGGGAAGCGAGUGUGGUAGCUACCGCCGGAGUAGCCCAAAUAGUGGGCAGGAUCCGGAGACUGGGCCUGACGGUGGCCUUGGAAAAAUCCGAGGCCCUGUGUUUCCACAGGCCUCGCCGAGCGCCACCGCCAAACGCCCACUUGAUU